AUGAGUGCUCGCUGGUGCUCUUAUCCACUCGUCCUGCCGAUCCUAGCCGCCGGCCUCCUGCGUGAAGAUGUCCCUAUAGCUGUGUGCAGGCAGCCCGACCUCGUGGGUGUUUUCUGGGCCGCCGACAAGAAGGUCAAGAGCGUGCACCUGGACGAGAAUACCGCGUGGACUGCCGAGAGGGAGCUGCCCCUGGCGGUCUGGCCCGGGAUCGGCGGGAUCAAUGUCUUGUACGAGGAUUUGCUAGCAUGGGGCGAUUGGAAAUUCUUCGUCAUUUCUGAUCCGGACGUGACCAGCAAGACCAGGGUGAGUGGAUGCGGGAGGGAGGGCUUCUUGUCCGUGGUGUGGGCGGACGCAGACGGGAGGCUGCGACAGCUGCACUGGGGCAAGCACAACGUGUGG
Prorocentrum cordatum is the source of this 399-nucleotide messenger RNA. NCBI's taxonomy places the organism in Eukaryota, Dinophyceae, Prorocentrales, Prorocentraceae. The record is from the annotation of a GenBank genome assembly.